Panicum virgatum (switchgrass) is the source of this 834-nucleotide messenger RNA. RefSeq lists its product as uncharacterized. The record is from RefSeq and is a predicted model, not a curated record. Bases 152 to 679 code for a protein of 175 amino acids. Lineage: Eukaryota; Viridiplantae; Streptophyta; Magnoliopsida; Poales; Poaceae. The transcript has 2 exons.
GUUGUUUCGUCGGCGCCAAGGCAAGCUAGGUAUUAAUGGCUGGUCCUCCUCUGUUGGCAAAGCCGAAGCCAAGGUUCUCUUUUUUCCCUUGGCGCUAGCAGCGGAGGUGUUUUAGAAGAAGCGUAGGCUGCAGCUUGCCGAUGGUGAGGUCAUGGCUGCCGUUCCUGGAGGACCUGUUGCUUCUGUUUCUGCUCGUGCGAUUUUGAAUGAUGUAGUCAAGGCUCUGGAGGGUUCAGUGCCUUUCUUUUCGUUCAAUGUUGCUGACGGGCUCUAUGUGGCCACUGGUUUUGUGAUUGUUCCACUACCAGAUGAGAUGGAUGAUGUCACUCUUCUUGAGGCAACAGGGCACCCAUCUCCAACGAAAGAGGGAGCAGAAGAGGCUGCAGCAAGCACAAUGAUUUGGGCAGCAAAACACGAUUUCGGUGUUGUUGUUGCUGAUUUCAACUUUACUGAGGGACAACGUCUCCAAAAGGAGAAUGAAAAUUUACGCAAGAACAAUGUGUUUCUUAGUUCUGGAUGGAUUCAGCCGCUCGGGCAUUUGGAAAUUCUUGAGAAGACGUUGGAAGCCAUCACUCUUGACGCUGUUGAUGUUUGUCCGAGAUAUUCAGUUGGUUCGCUUGCUGAAGCUGCCACUGUUGCGGUUCAGGAGUUGUCCAGUGAGCCUAUGGAUGAGAGCUGAGUCUGUGGACCUGUUUCUUUGGCAAAAUGAAAGCUGCAACAAUAUUUUGGAUGUGUGGAGCUCUGUAGUAGAGUUUAGUUACUGGAGAAUGUAAUUCUUGAUGUACUGUUAUGUAACACUAUAUGUAUGUGUAGGCGUGUGCUUGGCUGCACUAA